Betta splendens (Siamese fighting fish) is the source of this 3090-nucleotide messenger RNA. RefSeq names its product platelet-activating factor receptor (gene ptafr). Gene Ontology annotation, molecular function: platelet activating factor receptor activity; G protein-coupled purinergic nucleotide receptor activity. The coding region runs from base 1616 to 2779 and encodes 387 amino acids. The transcript is spliced from 3 exons. Gene Ontology annotation, cellular component: membrane. The record is from RefSeq and is a predicted model, not a curated record. Gene Ontology annotation, biological process: chemotaxis; G protein-coupled receptor signaling pathway. Lineage: Eukaryota; Metazoa; Chordata; Actinopteri; Anabantiformes; Osphronemidae.
ACCUGCGUGUGUCUGCAAAUCUCCCAUCCACAUCUGUGCAUGACUUAAACGGGAGAUGUGCAACGUGAGCGCGUUCGUCGGUCUGGUCGAGACAUUAAAACCAAGCUGGAUGUGCAGCAUCCGAAGCACUAAAAUCCAUCAGGGCAGCAGAAACGCAAGAUGACAUAUCGGCUGGGGCUCGUUUUUUUUUAUGAGGUCGUGUUUCUUCCAUUCCGGCAUGUUCGCUUCAUGCGCGGACAAGUUCCUGUCGUUUGAGGAAUUUUGCCCCGAUACAUCAAGUGAUAUGAAUGUAAAUGUGGGGCGGACGUGGUUUCAGGGAACACAAUCUGCAGCUUCAGGAAGCGCUGUGUCCGCGGCCCGCGUCCUUCCGGAUCCCAAACCUCCGCCCGAACCACUGGAGGAGCUUCACGUGUUGUUGUUUUUUUUUUUUUUGUUGUUGUUGUUUUUUUGCCUUUGACAUUUUAAGCAUUUUAUUCCACCCGCGGGGACUCGCGGUGACUGUAACAGCAGUCAGCGGUAAUCUCUGAUAAUCCCCGCGCAGAUUACCAAAUUACAAGCGGGCAAAAGAACAGAGUGCACGGAUCAGGUCAGCGGCCACCUGACAAAAAAACCACUCUUUCCACCGCAGCGUGAACGGAUGUGAGGAAGGAGCGCGAGAGCGGGAGGACGUCAUUCCGCCGCGUGGCCCACGGGCCGCCCUCCCACUUUGCGUCCUUUUAGGAGCUCGGCCGAGGAUUAACGUGCUUAAUUCACUGGGCUCUCUGGGUUAUGGACAGUAUUUAAACAGAUGUAACCCCCAAUGGAUCAAAAUGUGGGACAGCUCGACAUGUAGGAAAACACGCACUCAUCCUCUGCCAUUAAGCACCGACAAGUUCACGGGCUGGUAGCGCAAGAGAGAGAGAGAGAGACGGGUAUUUAAAAGUUCCUGUCUCGCUGUCAGUUCCGACAUGAUUUCUGGAGCGCAGAUGCCUCAGCCUGUCUCGCGCCCUCGUUCUCACUGCGGGGGGGCAUUCCUCCAACCCCGGCCUCUGGCACACAGUAAAUCUGCCUGAGAGGAGGAGAGCCUCACUGCACCGGGGAGGACGUGCGGCUGAACGUGACCUAUUGAUCAGUUCUCAAGCUCGUGCCCCCCCCACCCCCCUCCAAACGAGUACCUGUCUGUUAGCGACCGAGCUGAGGUGAAGGAGCGGCUGUAAAAGGUGUGAAUGGCACGAGGGGGGCUCCGUGCAGGCAGCUCCCUCCCAUCCUGCCUCCCUGAGGAAUGCAUACCUCGGUUGGAGAUCCCAUAAAGAACGAAGGAAAGCCGAGCGUUCAGCAUCACCCUGCACACGUGGAUCGAACGCAACACCGAUCACCUAAAUCUGCCUCAGAUGAGCUUUUCUGCGCCAUUAGCGGACGCGUUGAGGAACUGAGCUCAUGUGAGGAAUCAAAAGGCGUCGGCAGCGUGCGCGUUGCACCACUCGGGCAUUUCCCAAGAAGGAAGAUGUUCACACCUCCUCCUUUCAGGCGAUUAGAGCGACUGCACUGUGACUGACUGACAUUUCCAGUCCGCUCACAAACAGCAGCGCGACGAGAAGAGCUCCCACUGUAGAACAGAAAGAAAAACAAAGCAAACAUGGCGCCCUCGACCCCAGAGCCGGCGGCCCCGAACGGCACCGUGUUCCUGGACUCCGAGUUCCGCUACGUCCUCCUCCCCGUGGCCUUAGGCAUCAUCUCCGUCCUGGGCGCCGUCGCCAACACCUACGUGCUGUUCGUGCUGCGCUCGCUUCGCGAGGCCAAGGCCAUGGGCGAGAUCCGAAUCUACAUGACCAACCUGACCAUCGCCGACCUGCUCUUCGUCUGCGCCCUCCCCUUCUGGGUCGACUACUACAGCCGCGGGGGCAACUGGGUCUACCAGGACUUCCUGUGCCGCCUGACCGGCAUCAUGUUCUUCGUCAACAACUACUGCGCCAUCCUCUUCCUCGGGGCCAUUAGCGUCAACCGCUACUGGGCGGUGACCCGGCCGCUGGACGCCGCCUCCUCGGACCACCGGCGCCGCGGCAUCGUCAUCAGCGUCCUCAUCUGGGCGGUGGUCGGGCUGGGUAGCGCCUUGCAGCUGGCGAACUCGGGGGUCAACAUCGACGCCAACCACGUCACCCGCUGCUGCGAGGGCUACCAGGGAGCUGGAGAGCCCGAGAAGAAGCUGCUCGCCGCCAUUCAUUUCGCCAUCGUCGGGGCGUUCUUCGCCAUCUUCGUCCUGGUGGUGGUCUGCAACGCCCUCAUCGCCCGGACGCUAAUGUCUCAAAACACCUGUCAGUCCGAAUCCCAGUCGAUGAAGUCGUUGUUCAGGAAGUCCACCUGGACCGCGUCGUCGGCGGGCAGGAGGCCCCGCGGCGUGAAGCGGCGGGCGCUGCAGAUGCUGUGGGCGGUGGUGGGCGUGUUCGCGCUGUGCUUCGUGCCGCACCACGUGGUCCAGGGCCCCUGGACGCUGGCGGUGGUGCAGAUCCAGGAGGGCUGGGGCCACGUGGACUGGGAGCAGCGGACGCUGCAGGCGCUCAACGACGCGCACCAGAUCACGCUGGUCCUCAUGGCCCUCAACUGCAUCCUGGACCCCGUGGUGUAUUUCUUCGCCACCCGGAGGUUCCGGAAGGUCAUCAAGAGCCACGCCAGGAAGCUGGCGAGGGGCGAGGGCUGCUCGCAGACGGCCCUGACCCAGCUCUCCGUGGACAGCAGGAACCAGAGCCAGCGGCUGCAGGGCGAGCAGCCCGGCGCCGCCGCGGAGGCGUCGGCGGCUUCCUGAAGGGCGGCCAUUUUGAUUUUGCGAGCGGGAGCGCGGGAGGCGGCAUCAAAACGCAUCAAACGCGCGGCAGUGUCAGUAAAAGAGAGUGUGAGAAUAUUGUCUCAGAUCGAAGCAGGGACUGCGGCUUCAGUGCUUGGGUGAAACCGCAAAGAAGCAACCUCCCAAGGUCGCGUUGCACAACUUUGUCUGUGACCAAGAAAGCUGUGAAUAUUUGCUACAUACAACAUUUUAAUACAUCUAUUUUUCAUGUAUUUUUUUAUGCUUGUUCAAGUAAAGCUGUAAUUUGUAAUUAAAGUGUGUUUCUGAACAUU